CGCCCCCCCCCCAAGGUUUGAGGGACAGUGGACCGGCCCCCUGCUGAAAAAGUUUGCUGACCCAUGUAUUAGAUCAAAGAAGAGCUGCACCAGUGCUACAUUGGCAAAACAGUAGCCGUAUUCUACAGGUGCUUAGCUGGGGUGGGAAGAAAAACACAAAAAAUAGAUAAAAAACCAUGUGCACCUAGCAUAUCCUAGAAACAUGGCCAGGCUGUACCAACAACAAUGCCCAGGAUUCAUCUACUUCAGUUUCUCUAUUUUUCUCAAAUUAAUUAGCAUUAACUUCAUAGAACUUAGCAUUAACUUCAUACUGUCGUACUGUUUAUCGGUACUGAGGACUUUUUUCCUCAGCAGGUUUUGAACUCAAUUACCUCUGUAGAAAUGGCAAGUAGAAGCCACUUAUACAACUGAGAUGUUAAAUUUAAAGAUGUGAAAUUACUAGUGUGGAUUUGUUUAUUUAUUGUUUUAUUAUUAUUAUUAUUAUUAUUUAAUGUUUGGAUAAUAAAAUUGCACGAGUGGUUAUUAAAAUAGUCCAGCUUUGAUGCCUUACAAUGAAAUGUUUUUUUUGUAUUCUUUUUAUAACAGUUUUUAACUUAAAGGACUGCUAAAUAUUUCACCAUGUGGCUAUGUACUUAAGAACAUAAGUAGAGCCUGCUGGAUCAGGCCAAUGGCCUAUCUAGACUAUCAUCCUGUUCUCACAGGGAUCAGCCAGUGCAUUGGUGAACUAUGCAUUGGUGUGAGUCCAAUAGCUUGAAAAUAACAUGUCAGAGAUUGAAAGGUCUUUAUUAGUUUAAUAAGGCCGUACAAUUGCAACCAGGCUCAAAAUUAUGAACUCUGUUGUUGACAAAUUCACCUUUUUAUUCACUAGGAAGGCCAUUCAGCUUCAGAAUUUAGAAUUGUCUAAGCCUCAGACACUUAGAUCUCCAAUUUGUUCUAAAUACUUAUCUAAUGAUUUAAGAAAGAAUAACUUAUUUAAAUAUUGACAUAUCAAAGUGAUACUAUCUUUCUCUCUACAGAAAAGACCAUGGGGUGUAUUAAAAGUAAGGAAGAUAAAAGUCCUACAAUGAAAUAUAGGACUGAGAAUGCUCCAGAACCCAUUACUUCCCAUGCCAGCCAUUAUGGAACAGAUCCAACCCAAGCAAACCAAUCACCUGCAAUAAAGGGAUCAUCAGUUAAUUUUAACAGCCAUUCCGUGACUCCUUUUGGUGGGCCAUCUGGUAUGACACCGUUUGGAGGAGCAUCUUCCUCAUUUUCAUCUGUGCCAUGUCCAUAUCCUAGCGGUUUAACAGGUGGUGUUACUAUUUUUGUGGCCUUAUAUGACUAUGAAGCCAGAACUACAGAUGACCUUUCAUUCAAGAAGGGUGAACGGUUCCAGAUAAUCAAUAACACGGAAGGAGACUGGUGGGAAGCACGAUCAAUUGCAACAGGAAAGAGUGGCUACAUUCCUAGCAAUUAUGUAGCUCCUGCAGACUCCAUUCAAGCAGAAGAAUGGUAUUUUGGUAAGAUGGGCAGGAAAGAUGCAGAGAGAUUACUUUUAAAUCCUGGAAACCAACGUGGUAUUUUCUUAGUCCGAGAGAGUGAAACCACGAAAGGUGCUUAUUCCCUUUCUAUACGUGACUGGGAUGAGGUUAGAGGUGACAAUGUGAAACACUACAAAAUUAGAAAACUUGAUAAUGGUGGAUAUUACAUAACAACUAGAGCACAAUUUGAAUCUUUGCAAAAGCUGGUCAAGCACUAUACAGAUCAUGCUGAUGGCCUGUGUCAUAAAUUAACAACUGUGUGCCCAACUGUGAAACCUCAGACACAAGGUUUAGCAAAAGAUGCCUGGGAAAUUCCUAGAGAGUCUUUGCGGCUAGAGGUUAAGCUGGGUCAAGGAUGCUUUGGCGAAGUAUGGAUGGGAACAUGGAAUGGAACUACAAAAGUAGCAAUCAAAACACUAAAACCUGGUACAAUGAUGCCAGAAGCUUUCCUACAAGAAGCUCAAAUAAUGAAGAAAUUAAGGCAUGAUAAACUUGUUCCACUUUAUGCUGUUGUUUCUGAGGAGCCAAUCUACAUAGUCACUGAAUUCAUGACAAAAGGUAGCUUGCUAGACUUUCUUAAGGAAGGAGAUGGGAAAUAUUUAAAGCUUCCGCAGUUGGUGGAUAUGGCUGCUCAGAUUGCAGAUGGCAUGGCCUACAUUGAAAGAAUGAACUACAUUCAUAGAGACCUUCGGGCAGCUAACAUCCUUGUAGGAGACAACCUGGUGUGCAAGAUUGCAGACUUUGGCUUAGCAAGGUUAAUAGAGGACAAUGAGUAUACUGCCAGACAAGGGGCCAAAUUCCCAAUUAAGUGGACAGCACCUGAGGCUGCAUUAUAUGGUCGGUUUACAAUUAAAUCUGAUGUCUGGUCAUUUGGAAUUUUGCUGACAGAGCUUGUGACAAAGGGUCGUGUGCCAUAUCCAGGCAUGGUAAACCGGGAAGUUUUGGAACAAGUGGAACGUGGCUAUAGAAUGCCUUGUCCUCAAGGAUGCCCAGAAUCUCUCCAUGAGUUAAUGAAACUGUGUUGGAAGAAAGAUCCUGAUGAAAGACCAACAUUUGAGUAUAUUCAAUCUUUCUUAGAAGACUAUUUUACUGCAACAGAACCACAGUACCAGCCUGGAGAUAAUUUAUAAGUCUUUGGCCUACAUUCAUUGCACAAAUCUGCCAAAUAUAAAAUACUUCCAAAAAAAAUCAUUGCUGAUUGGAAGGACUCAGAGGAAAGCAAAUUGCCAUUUGCAUGCUCUUGAUGGCUAGCAAACUGGAAUUCCAUAAUACAAUUGCACAAAACCACUUUUUAAAGUGUUAUACCCAAAUGUACCAAUGAUGUGAUAUUUUCCUUCCUUAUUCUGUCAGGGUCCAGAAGAAGUAUACCUUACAAUUUGGUGGUGAAAUGAGCAUUACCAUUACAGUUUAUAAGAGUGGCACAGCUAAUCAGUUUCUUUUUCUCUUGUCUUAUCUGUACUGCAAAGGGAACACCAGCAAUUAGAUAAACUUCUGAAUGGAAAUGUUCUGGGAAUAAGAAAGGAGGUGUACGGGACCAAACAAUUCAGUUCCAAUUUUAUAAAAUGUCCUGUGUCCAAAAUUUGAGAUAGCACUACAAUUGUGAUCUUGAGACCCAUUUUACAUUGAUUAAAUUAGGAUAGGAAAGUAUUCUUUUAAAAACCAGACAAUUUAUGAUAAACUUGAUUAAAUUGUAGACCUCAGUAGUGGAGGUGAAGAGCAUCAAUGCACUGUAGAGAUACUUUUAUGUUAAUGUAACUGGAAAUUAGUAUAUGCAAGUUGAUCUCCCCCCCCCUCCCACUCCUGCUAUACUUUAAUUAUAAAUGAUAAAGGUAACUACAAGUUGAAUUAAUGCAAUCAGGGGGAAAGAGAAAGUCUCGUCAUUCUUUCAAGAGGUAGCCUUUCAGAGAGAAAUGCCCCGUGAAACAUGCCUCAAUUUUGUGAGCUCCUUUCAGGAGAGGGAGGGAGAGGUGGUCAGUAGUUACAGAUGCUUCCUAUAAAACAUUGCUAGUUCAGGGAUUCACAAAAUUGCACUUCUGCUUUUCUUAAAAAGAUACUCUUAUGUAUCAUUAACAAAGUAUUUAUGGAAAAGAGUGUGAAAAGUUGAGGGGCCCAAUAUAUUUAGUAUUAGAUGAUUGACAGCAAAUUAUUGAUGGUUAGUUGGCCCAGCUCUUGCAUACUAUAUUCGAGCUUCAAGCCAACAGAGCAUGCAUACAGAGCAGGGUUUAGAAAAGCCAAAUUUCCACCAAUAAGUGGCUGUAUGUGGAAGGAGGAGUGGUUGGUAGGAUUUACCAUUCCCUCCCCAUAUUCACCCCACUAGAUUCAGCUAGUGGCAAGAGUGGAGCCUUCUCCACGUCCUUAGUUAUAUUUGGAAGAAUUGCAGUUUCCAUAACCUCUGACAUAUCAAACAAUAAUGUGCCGUUGGCAUUGUUAGAAUUUGCCAAUUUUACUUUAAAAAAAAAAAUUCUGCACAACGAACCUUUUCUGUGAAAAUUAUGAUCAACAUCAUUGUCAUAUCAGACAAAUCAUGUGGAUUUAGUUCUUAAUGGUUACAUUUGUUGCAUCAGGAGUUCUGAAUUCUGCUCCUACAAGAUUUUUUUAAAAAACGGUGCAAUUAUGUUGCAUUUUCUCUUAUCAUUUAUGCAUCCCUAACUAUGAAAUUUUCUAAGGAUUUUAUGUAGAAAAUAAAUUGGGGGGUUGUGAUUUUACCUGUAUGUUAGAAUGGGUAAUGCAAUUACAUUUAUGUAAUGAUGCAACAUAUCAGUAAAUUAUUCUGAUAUUGAUUGGAUGUUAAUUAACAAAUGGAACAAUUCAUUGUAACAACAUUUGUAUAGUGAGGAAAUAAAAAACACUUAACUUUCUGAGCCAGUUCAUGAAAAACGAUUAUGUAUUUUAAAAAGAAUGCCCUCAAUAUCUACAACUUUCUUUGUGAUAAGUCUUUUACCUCAAAUCUUUGAUGUAAUUAAGCUGUUUUGGCAAAUAAGAACUUGACACUGACACAUUAUUUUAAUUAAAAGUAAUACAAUGCACUAAAAAAAUUGAUUAUUUUUUAUAAAGUAUGUUCUUAAUUUUGUUUAACAGGAUUGAUUUUAAAUUAAAUUCACCCAAAUUAUAGCAGCUUAUCUUUUUAAAAAAGAAAAGAAAAACCCUGAUAGGUUCAGGAGCUGCUUUCUUAAGCCCGUAUGACAUAGGGGUUAGAAUGCCAGGGAGAGCAGGGUGCAAAUCCCCACUUGGGAUUCAUGCUUCCUGGGGGUCCUUAGGCCAAGCACUGCCUCUCAGCCUAGCCUACCUCACAGGGUUGUUGUGGGGAUCAGGGAGGCCUAUAAAUGCAAUAAAUAAAUAAAUAAAUAAAUAAAUAAUUUGAACAUCGCUUUAGAACUCUAGAGCAGUGUUUCCCAACCUUGUGCCUCCAGAUGUUUUGGGACUACAACUCCCAUCAUUCCUGACCACUGGUCUUGCUAGCUAGGGAUGAUGGGAGUUGUAGUCCCAAAACAUCUGGAGGCACACUGGUUGAGAAACACUGCUCUAGAGGAUUGUAAUAAUCACUAUUCAUGUUGGUGUUUCAUUUUGCAUUCUUCUAAACAUUUUCCCUCAGCAGUCCAUAGACUAUAUUUUGCAGGUGUCAGGGUUUACUUAAUUUCUCUCCCCUAGAAUAACAAUUAUUUUUCAUGAAUAAUGUUGUCGGUCCUGUUUCCGUAUCAGUGAGCAAGUGCAUCCUUCUAAGAUACACUCUGAACUGUUUUCCCUUACCAGCUAACAAUAAGAAAACACUAACGGCUACUUUGCUACUUGUGGAUGAGGCGUCUUAUGAUACUGUAUUAUGAAUGUUUGUUAUUAAUUUGUAAACUUUGCAUUGGUUCCUGGGCUACGGUCCCAGGAUUGCAGCAGUAUUUGUGGAUAUUCCCUGUUCCAGUACUUCGCCAAAUAGAUCAGAGACUGAACUGUACCUCCCCUACCAAGAAAAGGGUGGGGAGAGGGCACCAUGAAUUGAAUAGUAUCAUUGCUAUGUGUGCGUGUGGAUCUCAGGAUUCUC
This is a messenger RNA of Zootoca vivipara (common lizard), 5550 nucleotides long. The record is from RefSeq and is a predicted model, not a curated record. Lineage: Eukaryota; Metazoa; Chordata; Lepidosauria; Squamata; Lacertidae.